AUGCAGGCCAUGACACCCAUCACCCCGCUGGAGCCGGGCGUGGAAAUGUUCGAACGAGGAAAGGCGCAGUCGUUCUUUUCUAGUGCUCCAACGGUCCGGUCAUCGCUGGAACGUCCACUUUCGCAUAUCAGUGUCGCAUAUACAGAUAUCGAAGAUGAUUCUAGCGAAUUUGAGGAGUUCAGUGGCUCGUCUAGCGACAACAGGCGAAGUCAAACAACGAUAUCGACAUUCGAGGAAGUACAGACUCCUGGGGAAGAGGUACGGCCACAGUUCGCCUAUUGGCCGGAGCGAAAGUCAGUAGAAGGUCCUAAAGGGCCACACCUCUUCCGUGCUUCAGUAUCAUCCAACGACUUUCUAUACGACGACGCCCAAGUAAUGCAAAUGUCGCCUUUACUGCCAAAAGAAACUCCACUCCGUCAUCCGACCUCGUUCCGAGAAGCGACUCCCGAAACCAUCGUCCCUCAGAGAGAGUACAACAACAUCGCUCUGGCAGUUGCCCACUUGGACAAUGCCGAAGUGCGUGCCUGGACUUCCAAGGAUGUGGCCACCUGGAUGUAUCAAAAUGGGUUUGAAGACGAUGUAAUUGACAAGUUCAUCCAGCACGAUAUCUCAGGUGCUGUUUUGCUAGAUUUGCAAUUCGACGAUCUGAAGGAAUUGGAAAUUCAGUCCUUCGGCAAGAGGCAUCAAUUGUGGAACCAAAUCGACUCGCUGCGCACCGCGGAUGGCCUAAUGUCGCCAACUGCUCCAGCAGCCAUCCCAACUCCAUUCGAGGACAUCGAACGGCCGUGCACAGAGGCAAGGAACAGGUCCAAGAGCAAGGGCCGAAAGGCUAGUCGGCGCGACAAGUCGCGAGGGCGUCACUUAACAGACGAUGUUAUUACUCCUGCACAUUCCGUCUCGAUCGUAGCAAUCGAACAACUACUACCUAAGCCGCACGUAUGCGCAAAGGGUGAACGAUGCGCCAAAUGGAGGAAACAACAAAGGCAGCUUGCCCGACUUCAACAGGAACACGGCUUUCCUAUUUCGCCCGAGAAGGGUGGUCAUAUCUUCAUUGCUGGCGACCCAGGCAACCCCCAGACAGCAUCUCACGUAGUGGAGAACGUCCACCGCCCGAAUUCAGAAGCUACUCCUUCCGUUGUGGUACCGUCCGUGGUAGCAUCAUCCGAUGUGUUGGGGCCUGGCCAGCUACCUGACUUUACUCUUCAGGACCUACAAAAGUUCGAGCAACGCGACCCGCAAGACAACGUACGACAGUUUCUUACCCUACAGGGUCAGCAGCAGCCCUUCGUCAGCGCUACUCCAAUUGAGGCUCCCCCAACGCCACCUACAGAAUCAUACCCACCUCGGCCCUUCUUGGUGAUACCACAGCAACAGCACUACCCGCAGGUUUCAGCCUUUUCUGCAUCUACGUCGGCGCAUACCACAAAGUCUUUCGAUCCUUUUAGCCAGACACCUUCAACUCCAGCUCUGCAUCCCCCAGAGUUUAUGCCGGCUCCUCACUCGAACCUCAAGAGCCUCCCCAAAUUGACGAUCCCCCCGGCACGUUCAAUGUCUGCCCAGCCUGCUGGUAACCCACGCAGUGGAAUCCCAACACACCAGUACCUUGCACCCGACACCGCUUUCUCGCCAUGUAGGACGGCGUCACCGGGCGGGGUCUACCGGUUCGGUACGCCGUUCUCUGAGAUGGACGUCCCUGUGACUGCUGUGCAACACGAGCCACUAAGUCGUGACACAAGCCAGUCCGUGCCUCCGAAUAUGCAAUACCAACCCCAAAUUCAAAGGGUUGGAUCGCGUCAUGACCGUCGACGCCCUUCGUUGCCCAUGCCCGUUCUUGCUGAAGAUCGCGUAUUCAGCCCAACAGCCCACUCGGACGACGACACCCUGCGGGAGACCAUCUUCGACGAUUCCAUCAGUACUAGUGAUAGCGCUAGCUCGUCGCCACUCAAAGCCACUAAGCCGUUCGAUAGCGAAGCUGGCGACACUAUUGCGCCUUUGCCCAAGGGAGGCUUCGUGUACAAGGGUGUGAAUCACCACGGCUGGAUGAAGAAGCGACGUACCAAGCUUCUGCGUCACGAAUGGCAAGACCACCACUUCCGCCUCCAGGGCACGAUGCUAGCUAUGCAUCCCAACGAGCUGCCGUCUUCCUCCGCGUUGCAGACCAUUGAUGUGGAUGAUUAUGCCGUAGCAUGCUCAUCACUCGCUUCCAACAAACUUUCCGCCAAAUUCAAGGCUCUGAAACUUUCUUCCGGUCACCACAAGGAGAAGUCUUCCGCUUCCACUCCCGCAUUCGAGUUUCAGCUUGUACCUGCUGCACCUGGAAAGGGCGACGUCAAGAAGGUUAUGCCGAAUGGCAAGGUGCAGCACUUUGCCGUAACCACCAAAGACCAGAGGAUCGACUGGAUGCGCGAGCUCAUGUUGGCAAAGGCCUUGAAGGCUAAGAGCGAUGGCUACGAAGUCAACGUCAACGGGGCCAACAUGUGA
Messenger RNA from Alternaria postmessia, 2481 nucleotides. RefSeq lists its product as uncharacterized. The transcript has 3 exons. Bases 1 to 2481 code for a protein of 826 amino acids. Gene Ontology annotation, molecular function: protein binding. The record is from RefSeq and is a predicted model, not a curated record. Lineage: Eukaryota; Fungi; Ascomycota; Dothideomycetes; Pleosporales; Pleosporaceae.